Sabethes cyaneus is the source of this 5052-nucleotide messenger RNA. RefSeq names its product tectonin beta-propeller repeat-containing protein (gene Pex23). Lineage: Eukaryota; Metazoa; Arthropoda; Insecta; Diptera; Culicidae. The transcript has 6 exons. The record is from RefSeq and is a predicted model, not a curated record. The coding region runs from base 222 to 4205 and encodes 1327 amino acids. Gene Ontology annotation, cellular component: membrane. Gene Ontology annotation, molecular function: carbohydrate binding.
UGCGAAUUUUCAUUUAAUGGAAAAAGGUUGCGUACCUUAUUAAAACCAUUGUAAAUAAUACUUUAGUAGCGUGAAUUCUAUGUGAAAUCUUCCCAGCCAGUGUGUUUAAACGGAAUAUUUAACCUACUGUUUAACGUGAAUUGUUAAAUCGCGAUUUUAGAUGAUACUGUAAAUCAAGAAAGAAUUCUUUUUACACUCAUCCUAAUCCAGCGUAGUUGGCAAUGCCAAGUACAUUACUGUUCGCAAACAGCAAUGAAGGCCGAGUGUACGCGCUGUCCACCGCCGGGUCGGCCUGGCGGGAGUUCCUAUACCUGGGACUGGAGUUUAAACGAAUUUCAGUGGUUCCACACUUUAUGUGGGCCAUCGGCGGAGAUCGGCAAGUGUACGUCCAUGUACACGGUCUGGACAUUCCAAUUCGAAUGAAAGAGGAAACAUACGAAAAUGAACGAUGGCUCCCGAUUGAAGGUUUCUCCAGUAGGUUACUUCCAACGGACCGCUAUCAUUUCUCCAAUGUUGACGGAACAGUAGACAGAAAUAUCGAUAAGAUUCGAUUGCCUUCAAUGGCUUGGCAGUGGGAAGGUGAAUGGCAACUCGAUCUCAGCUUGGACGGACAACCAUUAGACCAUGAUGGUUGGACUUAUGCGGUUGAUUUCCCAUCUACCUAUCAUCCCCAGAAAAAUUGGAAGUCCUGUGUAAGGCGUCGGAAAUGGAUACGUUUCCGAAGAUACUGUGCGUUGAACUCUUGGUGUGCUGUAGCUCCGCUUCAUAAGGAUCCUACCCAAGAACCGUUCAUAGAUGUAGCAAUCAAUGGAACUAAUGUCCCUGGAGCCGCACCGGGUCUUUUGUUGGUUUGGGCUGUUACGGCACAUGGAAGAGUUAUGUUCAGAACAGGAGUGACCACUACAGCACCGGAAGGCCUUCGUUGGACGUUAGUCACGACUCCAUCCGGAUGUGAAGUGUCGCAAAUUGCAGUUGGACCCACCGGCCUAGUCUGGGCUUCAUUGUACAAUGGAAGGGCUAUCGUACGUGCAGGUGUUACCCGUGAUGCACCGAUGGGUACCACAUGGUUAGAAGUAAAACCACCUGGUUCUAAUUUGAAAAUCGCGCAAGUUUCUGUAGGAACCAAUUCCGUGUGGUGUGUAACUAGCGAUAACCACGUGUGGUUUCGGCGUGGAGUCAAUGGAGAAGCGUCCGGAAUUAGUGAAGAUGCGGCUAUUGGAAGUGGUUGGGUUGAGAUGGUUGGAAAUAUUUCGUACAUCUCUGUAGCUCCAAAUGACCAGGUAUUCGCCGUAGGAUCUGAAGAUCGUGCACUUUACUUCCGCUCUGGAGUGUCUGCUUCGGAUCCCACAGGAAAAAAAUGGCGCAUAAUACAGCUUCCCUUGCAAAUGAGUCGAACUUCUAGUAACUUUUCCAUUUCUAGUCGACGCAGUGGUAGCGAUUCUCCUUCGACCAAACAUCGUAGUUUGAACAGUUUAUACAAAGAGAAACUACAACAGGAAAGUUGCUCUUUGGUGGAAAAUAGCGAGGAAACAUCUCGAUCGGCUCCAACAAUUAAUCCAAAGAAUCGUCCUGAAUUAUGGCAUAAACCUGAGGUCUCCCCGGAUGCAAUUACCACGGUUAACAAACUAGAAUCGCAGCACGUUGGAAGCCUUGUGGAGAAAAAGGUGACCAGGAAUUUGUCAAAUGAAACCGUUGUUGCUUCCAGUGCCCCAUUGAACGAAGUUUACGAAAUUUCCGGAAAACAGUUAAAAAAUUCUCGUGCUUGGAGUCCCGUGAGAAGUGUUGGGUCGGUAGUAGGGACCGAAGCACAUCCGGAAUCUGAUUCAAGUGUUUUUGAAGGAGAAAGUUCUCGGGAUUCAGGCGUUUUCGGUGAAUACGAAGACCACGGCGGGUCGCAGAAUUGGGCAGAAUGUGAAGUACUUUGGAUUGGUUGUGCGGCCGGUGCCGUCAGCGUAGACCCAAACCAGUUACCAAGUUGGUUCAACGAUGCAUUCGCAAAUGCAACCCAGGAGGAACUUACUCAGCCCUGGCGUCUGAAGAUCCUGGAUGACUUGAAACAGCGCCCUCCUGGUCCGCUGGGGAGCAGCGAGUUUGCAGUUUAUGAAAAAGCUAUUGAAAUGUCAUCUUGGGUAAAAUCGGGUGAAGCUCGAGCUGCCAAGUCGGGGCAUGCUUUUGAGGAUUGCUUGAUCGAGCUCGAGUGGGUCAACAAUCAGGGCUCGGGACCGGAUUCUGGAACAUUAACUAUUUUAAAUCCGGAUGGGAUAACAACGAAGAUGCAGUUCUCCCUAUCGGAAAUAACGUGCAUUAUGUGCUGCAGUGAGCCUGGUUCGCCAAGGCUAGCUAUCCAUGCCCCACGAUUACCUCCCGGAUCAUCACCGAUCAAGGUUCAGUUCAGUGGUGACACCGAUUUGGAAGACUGGAUAUCACACCUCACGUCUGUGUGCUGCCAAAUAAAUGAAGUGCAUAGCAAACCAUCGCCCCGUUCUAUGUGGAUCACUUCCAACAUGGGCGACGUCUUUGUGUUUGACCCAACCAACCUGGAAGCUUCACAGUGGCAACCAGAGGAAAAAAUCUUCCAGCUAAAAAUUGACGUUUCGGCUGCCGAAACGCCUUAUCUUACUUCUCUGUAUAAUGGAAUGGCUAGAGGAUCACGGCUCGAAAUCUCAGGCUUUGUGUACGACGAUGCUGAUCACAUUCGGUUUGACCUGCAAAGCCAUCCAACGGUUCGCUUAAGACAUAAGAUGGAAUCUCAAAGAAACAUUCCCUUGCACAUUAAUCCGCGUUUUAACGAGAAAAUUACUGUUUUUAAUUCAAUGGAGGCUUCGCACUGGAACGAGAACGAAAUACGAAACCAAGAAAUGCUGUUUUCACCAGGGGCAGAAUUCAAACUAGAAAUUAGGACUGAUCGCGAAGGCUUUCGAAUAUCGGUCAACGACAAGGAAUAUCCCAAAUUUAAGUAUCGGAACGGACUAACACCGGAUGCCAUCUAUAGCUUGUACAGUAGUGGUCGAGUUAAGAUUUUCAAUAUCGUUUAUGAGAGCCCAAAAUUGAUUUUGCCAUUGCGGGAUGUUUUCUGGCGUCAAAUAGGAGGACAUCUCCGACGGGUUCAGCCUUGCAAAGCAGGAGUCGUGUGGGGUAUCGGAUAUGACAAUACAGCAUGGGUAUAUACCGGAGGUUGGGGUGGAGCUUUUCUCAAAGGCUUGGAAACAAGUAAUCAAGGGAUAAACACGAUGACGGAUACACAUAAUUACUAUAUUUAUGAGAACCAAAGAUGGAAUCCGCUAUCAGGUUUUUCAACGACUGGCUUACCAACCGACCGGCAUAUGUGGAGCGAUAUUACGGGCAAACAUAAACGAAGUAAGGAACACACGAAACUACUGUCUAUGCAUUGGCAAUGGGUGAGCGAUUGGAUGGUAGACUUCCAAAAUCCGGGUGGGGUUGAUCGUGAUGGAUGGCAGUAUGCAGUUGACUUUCCAGCCAGUUACCAUGCCAAAAAGCAGUUUACAGAUUAUGUGCGGCGAAGACGGUGGUAUAGAAAGUGCCGCCUCACAACGACUGGACCAUGGCAGGAAGUUGGCAAUGCAAAAAUUAUGGACGUAUCGCUACAGCCAGACAGCGAUGAAGUAGAUUGCAGUAUUACAGUGUGGGCAGUUGCCGCAAAUGGAGAUGUACUUUACCGCAGAGGUGUUAGCCAAUCACAACCAGCGGGUGCCGGAUGGGAGCAUGUAGCUUGUGAUCAACCAUUAGUUAGCAUUAGUUGUCACCUGAACAAAGUAUGGGCCAUCGGUAAGAAUGGAUCCGCUUACUGGCGCUGUGGAAUCUCUAGUGACAAUCCACUCGGAAGCAAAUGGCAGCCCAUCGAACCGCCAGGUGGGGUCACAUUCAAACAAAUUUCAGUCGGAAAGGCAGGUAUUUGGACGGUUGAUACGGCGGGCCGAUUAUCCGUGCGAAAGGAAAUAACUCCAACGUUUCCCGAGGGUAGCCACUGGCAGCUGUUAUCCAAUAUCCAAAAUGACCCUCCCCAUUACGAAGGAAACGUUGGAUUUAAGAACGUUUCCGUUGGGGAACAUGUGUAUGCCGUAUCUCAGUCGGGAUAUAUUUGUAAGAGAAGUGGAAUCAGUACUGAGAACCCUGCUGGAACUGGCUGGGAUCUAGGAAUACAGGGAAAUUGGCACUACGUAUGUGUAAAUGGAUUCCUUAAUUGAAAUUGACAACCAAAGUAAGACUAUUUUAGCUAAAAGUCUUUUCAUCUAAUGUGUAUUAAUGUGUUAUUCUGAUCGAACAAAUCGACGUAUUUAUAACUACAUCUGCUUAUAUAGUAUGAUCUGCGAUCAAUUGAUUAUAUCGUGCAUGUACGUUUGACAAGAAACUUUCGAAAUAUACAGGCAGCUUAUUUUAAGUAACCUGACAAAGAUUAGAGUCUAGGGGUGAAGAUUAAAUGAGACUAACGUGGUAUAAUUAAAUGUUCGCAUCUCGUAUGUAAAAUAUGCUUUCAUAUUUAACAAAUAAAUAGUGAUGCAGAAUGCUAAAACAGCUCCGUUUUACAAUUAGUUCAAUGAAUGAAUUAAUCUGAUGUAAACUUCUUUGAUGCCAUAUAAGCGUUAAAUGUAUCAAAGGUAUUUAGGCAUUUAAUAAGAAGCUGUAUAGCAUAUCUGUGCUCGGCACAACAGCAUGUGGAAUAACGACUAUGAUAAUACCAAUUCGGCUCUGACUGUGGCGUAAUAGUUAUUUGUAAACUUCUAUUUUUGUUUUCAGAAAUCAUAAAAUCAAUUUUUGUUCACCAAACAUUUUGAAAAACUGUGAAAGUCUUCUUUUUAUGGAUACUGCUCUUAUGUGAUAUAAACUAUAUUUCGAUCUAAUUAGAUUCUAAUUUACAAUUUCGACCAAGCCUAGUAAAUAAUUUUUAUUUCUGCUAAUAGCACCCAAUAAUACAACCCAAUAAUAUUUGACACGCUAUUACCUGUGUUCCAACAAUAUGAAUGUAGAACCUAUUCAAAAUCUUGUUAAAAUAUCAGUAUUUUUGGCGUUAAGGGAUUUAUCACUGUGCAUUCU